Paramecium sonneborni is the source of this 4732-nucleotide messenger RNA. The record is from the annotation of a GenBank genome assembly. Lineage: Eukaryota; Ciliophora; Oligohymenophorea; Peniculida; Parameciidae.
AUGAUAAUUCAAGAAUUCACAAGAUAACCAUCAAAACUAUUCUAUUUUAUAGCAUCAUUCCUAAAUGAAUUGUUAGUACUAAAAUGUGGUUUGCUAAUAUAAAAAAAUGACUAUAAAAUUGAAAGUUUAUUUGAGAAAUUCUUGGUACAUCUCAUUCAACCUUAUAAAUACUUUAUUCAAGAAUAAUUAGAGAUAUAAUACAGUAUAGUAACUUUUAUACUUCUCUAACUUAUAAUAUUGUUUUGGGGUUAUCUUGUAAUUGUACCUGGAAAUAAAGAAAAAAAAACAUACAUAUAACUGAUCACAAAAUAUGAAUCAAGCUCAAAUUUACAAUUUUUAUUAAUGUACUUUUGGAAAUCAUUUUUUGUGAUGUUAUCUGAAUUUUUAGGUUUGAUGAUAAUUGAAGGUUGUUUCGUAAUUUUAUUUGAUUAAAGAAUUGAUAACUUAUUCUGUGUGAUAAGUUCUAUUGUUAUGCUAUUAGAAAUAUUAAUUAUUCUAAUGCUUUAAGAAGUGUUUAUGAAUUAAAGUUUGCAUUAUAUACCUAAAUAACUGAACUAAAUAAUUUAACCAACACCUCUGGUUUUUAUUAGUAAAUUAAUAAAAAUAAUCAUAUUAUGUCUUUUUUAAAGUUCAAUAGCAAAUAAAUAGAUUAUAGUAUUAGUGAUUUUAAUUUUAAAUGGUUUGCUUGAAUUAUAUAUGUUAUUAAUUUUGACGAUUAAACUGGAUAGAUACUUAGUGAGAUAAAAUGUACUUAUGCAAUGUUUAAUAAUUUGUGUCUCAGCUUAAUAAAUAAUCAAUGAAUAUGUUAAUUAUUCAUUACAAUUUUUAUGGAUAAUUAUUUCAAUUUUAUUUUAUCAAGCUAUAUCAAUGUAUUAUUUGAAUUAUGAUAUUUUAAAGAAUUCACAGCAUCAAAAUAACUCUAAUAACAUUUUUAAUUAAUUAUUACAAAACUAGAAGAAACUGUAUUACUAUUAAGGAAUCACAGAAAAAAGAAAUUCAGAAUAUAGAUUAAUCAAUAAGAUUUUUAUAUCAUAUCAUUAGAAAACAUGUGUAAAAUAACCAUGCUAUUGUAAAAAUGAAGAAAUGGUAAUGAUUAAAUUUGAAAAUAUCAUGAUUAAGGAAUUAAUAAAAGAAUUAAGAAUAUUAAUUUAGUAAUCUUAAUAAUAAUCCUCAUUAUUUUAUAUCUAAUAUAUUUAGCUACUUAUUUAAAAUGGAAAAUACUUUGAAGCUUUGAAUGCUACUUAAAAGGUACUUAAUUCAUUCAAUAGAAGAGUAUAAUAAUUUAAGAAAUAAGUUCAACUAAUCAAAGGAUAAAUUUCACUAUAACAUAAAAUUUUAUUUAAAUUACUAUAAUAAUAAAUUUUAAUAGCUAUUAAAUUUUUAAUAUAAAGUAAGUCAUCUGGAACUGCUAAACAUUAAAUUAUUAAAUAAGCCCUAUUAUCAUUAUAACAAAAAAUUGAUUCUGAAAAAAUUUUAUAAGAAUAAUUUAAUUUAAUAUUAAAAGCAAAAAUUGAUUUUUUAGAAGAAAUCUCAAAAAAAUCAAAUUAAGAGGGUUAUUUUUUAAGUUUGUAAGCUGUAAAAAUAAUUCAAUAAAUAGAAGAGUUAAAGAAAAGAUUAGUAAAUAACUUUUAGAUUGUUCCUAGUAAAUUAUUUAUGAUAAAUUUUAGCUCAUAAUAAUUAAAGUUUACUAUUGUUUUUUUAAAUAGAGAUAUUGAAUGAUUUGAUAAAUUCUUAGACAGUCAAUACUAUUAAUACAUAACUUGAUGAUUAAGAGCAAAUAAUAAAUGCAAAUAUUGUUUAUUAAGAGUUUGUCAAUUAAUAUACUCAUGCUACUUUUAUAUUAAAAGAUUAAGAUAAUAUAGAAUUAAUUCAAGAUGGCAUAAAUAAAAGUAUUCGGAUAGGUUAAAAUAAAUAUACUUCAUUUGAAGAAAUGGUCCCUUCUUCCUUAAUUUCAGUUCAUAAAUAUUUUAUGAAGGGUUUUUUUUAAUCCGGAAAAAAUAAAUAUUAUUUAAACAUUAGCUAAUCAUUUUUAUAAAUUUCUUAAGGAAUUUUCACUCCAGUUGAAAUUUGCUUGGAUAUUUCAUUUGAUCUAUCUAUGAAUCAAUUGUUAUCUACAGUAUUUAUUAGAUUAAUAUCUAAUAAUACUUUAAUUCAUUAUUUUUUAUUGGAUAAUCACUAUAAGAUUAAAGAAAUAUCUCAAUUAUUAUAUUAAAAAAUACUAGAAUAUCCAAUUAAUUAAAAGAUGAUAUUUUUGGAUUAAUCUAUUUUUAAUUUUAUUCCUGCUUUAACUGAAAAAGAUUUUCUUCAUGAUAGAACAUUGGGUUUAUAUUAAAUAAAUUUUCCUGUAAAUUCAAAUAAAUCUUUUACAACUCAUUCAAAAUCAAGUUAAAGAUCAACUGAAGUAUUUUAAGGUGUAAUUAGUAUUUAAUUAAGAAAAAUAAAUCAAAAUAAUUUAUAUUACAUUUUAGAAUUAACAGAUUUAAAAUCUGAUAAGAAAGGAAUUUAUGAUUCUGUAUAAGUUAUAUGUUAACCUUAAAUUGAUGUAGAUGAAAAAGAAAUUAUUAAUAUUCCAUUUGAUAUUUGUUCAUAGCCAGAAGCAAGUAAUGCAAACUAAGUAAAUAUUUAAUAACUAACAUCUCGUCUUGAUUCUUAAAGACCAUUAUUAUUUACAAGUUUAGGUGAAUGUUUAGAUGCCUAAAUAGAUAAUAUAAAAGAUAGUUAAAGUUAGAUUUCAAAUAAUAUAGAAAACUCAGUUAAUUCAAAGAAAAAAAAAUCAAAUUCAGAUGAAGUACUUAAAUAAUUUGAUGAUUAAGGAUCCUAAAUAUCUUCAGUAGCUGCUGUCAGAAGAUCUGCAUACUUUAAAUAAUUUUUAAUUGUAAAUUAACUAAUCUUUUCUAAAGUUUUCCCAAUAAAUAUUAAGAUAUUUAAUUUAAUGUAUUUUCUAUAUAUUUUGGGUGGAAUUGUCAAUUUAGGUAUGCUACUUUAAUAAGUUUAAAACCUUUAAAAUUAUUAAGACCUAUUGGCUUUAUUAAGUAUUAAGUACGAUAUCUAUGAACCAAUUGAAUCUUUUCUAAAUACUAGGUAUACUAUUGUGAAUUUGAAUUAAGCAUUAGCUACAUAAGUAAUAAAUUAAUCUUUAUAUAAUGAAUUAAUACUUUUUCCUAGAUCUAAUUUAGUUAAAGGUUAUGAUGAUUUAAAAGAUAAUAUUUUUGAUGUUAUUUCAAGAAAAGAAUUCUAAUCAUUUCUAAAAGAUAAAUAUUUUGAUAGUGUUUGGUAUGUCACUACAAAUUAAGGAAUAGAAAAGAAUAUCACUUUUAGGAGUGGAAUUUUAGCUUUAUUAAAUUAUUAGUAUGAGUUCAAAUUAGCAUACACAGUUAAAGUUUUAUAAACAGAUGGACCUUAUUUUUAUUAUUCAUAUAAAAAUUAUGUUCCUCUAUUUAAAAUUUUUACUCAAUUAAAUUUGAAUAUCUUAGAUUAACUUACAAAUUCACUUUCUUAUUAAUCUGAUUAACUUACAAUAAUAUCAGCUCCAUUUAAUGUGUUUUUAGGUAUAAUUUCAAUUUUUUACUUUAUUUAUUUAAUAAGAUAAAGAAAACUAAAAAAUAAAUUAUUAAGUUUACUUUAUUAGUAAGAUAAUGAAAUUAUUGCAUACGAAGUUCAAAGAUUGAAAUAACUUCAAAACUUAAUUAAUUCAAAUUACAAUUCAAUAUAUCAAUAUGUACUUGAUGUUUAAAACUUUGAUGAUAAUUUAAAAAAUUAAGAAGUUGAAUUUUUUAAAUUAAUAAAUAAGAAAGGAAAUAGAACGACAUCUGGGUUAAGAAAAAACCGAUAAAUUAAGAUAUAUAGCUUUUUCUAAAUAAGCAUGCUAUUAGUAAAUAUCAUUGUUUUAUAAUUGUUAUAUUUUCUAACUAUUAGUUCUCUUGACACUUAUUUAUAAAGAUGUUAAAAUACAGGUAAAAUCUAUGAGUCUCUUUCUAAUACAGGUGUAGAUGUUCUUAUCAUUUAUGCAUAAAGAGAAGUAUUGUAUAGAGCAACUUUAAUUCCAUAUAUUACAGUUUAAGACAUUCAAGAUUUGAAAGAUUAAAUAAAUACAAGCUUAGAAUCAAUUAAGAAAUUUAGUGGAUAACUAUUAUAAAUCAAUUAAAAAGAUUAUUUAUUAGAUGAUUCAUCAAUAGAGUUAUUUAACUAAAUAGAUUCAUAAAGUUUAUGCAAUUAUCUGCCAAAAGUAAGUAUAUUAUUUAUUCUUAAGUAAUAUUAAAAUGUUUCAACAACAAUUUGUCCAUAUGUAUUAUAAGGUGUACUUACUUAAGGAUUAAUAUCUACAUUAAAUUUAAUGUAUAACUCUAUACACUCUGAAAAAUAAGUGAAUAAUUUUACUAACAGAACAAUAACAUAAGUACCUAUAAGAGAAAUGGAGGGAGCUACUUUUACUGCAAAAAUAAUAAAGGAAUUAGUAAUAAAAUUAUAUUCUAGUAUUUAUAGUUAUACAAAAGAGAUAUAAUCGAAUUACUAAGUAUUAUAAUUUAAUGAUUAUUAGAUUAUUUACAUAUGUGCUAUUCUUAUAUAAUUAUUUUUUGGAUUUAGUAUAAUUAAUAGAAUAAGUACAUAUGAAAUGUAAUAAAUGAAUGAUUUACGUAAAGUUGUGUAUUUAUUGCCUUAAUCAACACUUUUAUUUGAUGAUUCAUUCCAACGAUUAAUAAAGAUCAUCAUAAAAUAAGGAUAAUUAGUUUGA